Molecule: messenger RNA, 1482 nt
Organism: Colletotrichum scovillei
Lineage: Eukaryota; Fungi; Ascomycota; Sordariomycetes; Glomerellales; Glomerellaceae
Product: major facilitator superfamily transporter
Exons: 4
Coding region: 1-1482 (493 amino acids)
Biological process (GO): transmembrane transport
Molecular function (GO): transmembrane transporter activity
Source: RefSeq, a predicted model, not a curated record
AUGGGUGAUUCACCUGCAGCAACAUCGGCCGAAAAGCCCCAAGAGACGAACGCAGAGCAGUAUGGAAACACCCAGAGUGCUCUGGAUCGCGUAACCACAACCGCAUCUUAUGUUCCUCCUGAAAUGAGCCCGAUCCGUCGCCGCGCCGUCAUGUGUGCCCUCUGCCUGACUCUCCUCUCCACAGCAUCGGAGUACGCGUGGGUGGGAAGCGCGUACACAUUGUCCAGCACGGCAUCCACCCCGGUCUGGGCUAAGAUGUCCGACAUAUUCGGCCGAAAGCUCACAAUUAUGACUGCGGCGGCGACGUUCAUGGCGGGAAGCCUGAUCGCGGCCUUGGCUGGGGACAUUCAAGUUCUCAUCGCUGGGAGGACUGUACAGGGGCUCGGGGGAGGUGGAUCGUUGGUUCUGGUCACGAUUGUGAUUGGCGAUAUCUUUAAGCUGGAGGAUCGGGCCAAGUACUAUGGCAUGACUGGCAUCGUCUACGGGAUUGCGAGUGCGGUCGGCCCAGUACUUGGAGGUGUCUUUACACAGACGAUUGGAUGGAGAUGGUGUUUCUUCAUCAACUUACCGUUCGACGGCGUUGCCCUGGCGGUGUUAUUCUUCACUCUCAAGGUUGAAACCCCCAAAGAGCCAUUCAUUACCGGUCUUCGGGACCUCGAUUGGAUUGGGUUCCUUCUCAUCAUAGGUGGCACAAUCUGCUUCCUCUACGGCCUCGAAACAGGUGCCGGUGGCAUCGUACCCUGGAACUCUGCCUUGGUCAUCUGCCUCAUCCUGUUCGGGGUCCUCAUUCUCGCGCUCUUCAUCGUAUGGGAGGCUCGCUUCGCAAAGAACCCCGUUAUUCCAUUCCGAAUCUGCCAAAAGGUCACCAACAUUGCCUCUUUCACCCUUGCUUGCAUCCACAGCUUCGUAUUCAUUUCAUAUGACUAUUUCCUCCCGCUCUAUUUCCAAGUCGUCCUUGGUUUCAAACCGAUCAUCGCUGGAAUAACGCUAUUUCCUCUGCUUAUCCCACUCACGGUCAUGACAAUGCUCGGGGGGCUGUUCACCCGGAAGACUGGCAACUACAUUGUUCCCAUCUUCUUUGGUUCGGCACUCAUGACUCUCGGGAAUGGCCUGUUCAUCAGCUUUGGCAUCAGCACGGAGUGGGCCAAGAUUGUGUCUUUCCAAAUGAUUACUGGGUUCGGUGCCGAUAUGGCGGCUGCUAUGUCGGCUUUCAGUUUUGUGAGGUCUCUCUUUUCUUCGAUGUCCAUUGUCAUCGGGACGGUGCUGUUGCAGCAUAACCUUGGUGGUGGAGAGCUGACGGCAGGGAAGCUUGGUUCUGAGAAUGGGAACGAUGGAACUCCAGGGGCUAGCAAGGCUAUCUACAUGUCUGCGUUGCGUGUGAUGUGGGCAUUCUUUGCUGGCGUUUCUGGUUGCAUGCUUCUAGCUGCGAUAUUCAUCAAGCCGAAGUCGAAAAAGUCAGGUCAGCCCAACACAAGUCCAUAG